Molecule: messenger RNA, 1644 nt
Organism: Malassezia vespertilionis
Lineage: Eukaryota; Fungi; Basidiomycota; Malasseziomycetes; Malasseziales; Malasseziaceae
Gene: ROK1
Product: RNA helicase
Exons: 2
Coding region: 1-1644 (547 amino acids)
Biological process (GO): maturation of SSU-rRNA
Cellular component (GO): 90S preribosome
Molecular function (GO): RNA helicase activity; nucleic acid binding; ATP binding
Source: RefSeq, a predicted model, not a curated record
AUGGACAUUUUCCAGAGCCUCCUCACGGGAGGCACGCGGUUCGACAAGAAGCGAUUCGGAGAAGAUAUGGAAUUGUUUGCAGAGAAGCGCAAUGCGGAAGCGCCACUCACUGGACCGCCAAGUGCCCGUGCAGUCCUACCGAAGGAGCUCGAUUUUUUCAACAGUCACGCAGAAGAGCGCCAAGCCGCAACAGCCCAAGCCGUAGCGCCCGAUGCAAAUAAGCCCUGCACUGACGCGCCACUGCUUCGGCGUGCUGAUUUGCAAGCUUUUCUCCGUAAAUACCAGCUCCGGCUAAAGGGGACCGACGUGCCGCUGCCGCUCGCCUCGUGGGGCGAUUUGGAGCGCCGAUGGCACGUUGCUCCGUGGCUGCGUGCGAACCUAGAGAGUGGAGGAUGGUCCGAUCCGACACCGAUUCAGCGCGGUGCGAUAAGUGUGGUGCUGGACCGCCGCGACUUGCUUGCAGGCGCGCCCACAGGCUCGGGAAAAACGCUUGCGUUUGUCCUGCCGAUCCUGCAGCUCCUGCGUGCCCACGCAAAAGUCGGCAUCCGCGCUGUGGUUGUAAGCCCGACUCGGGAACUUGCACAGCAAAUCCACGAGCAGCUACAGCGGCUCGCACAGGGCCAGGCUUUUAAAACGUGUCUCUUGACGCGCGGCGCCGUAAAAAACUCGGACGAUGAUGCACUUGCAAAGAAGAAGUUUGAUAUCCUCAUCACCACGCCGUUACGGCUCGUUCAUGCGAUCCAGCACGAGGAGCUUGAACUUUCGCACGUCGAGCAGCUGGUCCUCGACGAGGCCGAUCGUCUCUUGGAAGAUGGAUUCCUCGAACAGACCGACGAGAUCCUUGCGGCGUGUACGCAUCCGAAACUGCGCAAGGCACUGUUUAGCGCGACGCUGCAUUCUGGUGUGGAACAACUAGCCAAGACAUUCAUGGUGGACGAGUGCCGCGUACUGGCGGGCCAAAAGGAAGGCGCCACGGAUACCAUCCACCAGCAGCUCGAGUUUACAGGGUCCGAGGACGGGAAGCUGCUUGCGUUGCGCUCGCUCAUCCAGGAAGGGGGGAUGAAGCCACCGGUGCUUUUGUUUGUGCAAUCGAUUGACCGCGCGCGCGAGCUGUUUCACGAGCUGGUGUACGAUGGAUUGCACGUGGAUGUGAUCCAUUCAGAGCGCCCAAAAAAACAGCGCGAGGCUGUGAUUGACGCGUUUAAGCGCGGGGAUAUUUGGAUUCUAAUCUGUACAGAGCUCAUGGCCCGCGGCAUCGAUUUCAAGGGCGUGAAUUUGGUCAUUAAUUACGACUUUCCGCAAACAGUGCAAAGCUAUAUUCACCGUAUUGGGCGAACAGGUCGUGCUGGAAAACAAGGGACUGCCAUCACCUACUUUAACAAGGAGGAUGCGCCGUAUUUAAAGUCCGUUGUGAAUGUCAUGCGGCAAUCGGGCUGCCAAGUACCAGAGUGGAUGCUAAAACUGCCCAAGCCGUCGCAGAUGCUGCGGAAAAGGCUCCGACAGGCACCCGUGGCGCGAAAGGAUGUGCGUGUUGCUGCGGGCACAAGCUCUAUAGGCCGGCGCAUGGCAAAUAAGAAGCGCGAGAUGGUGCAAGGCAGCAAGCGACGAAAAGAAAAAGCGAAACAAAGCGCUGAAAUUCCUUAG